Molecule: messenger RNA, 1491 nt
Organism: Penicillium taxi
Lineage: Eukaryota; Fungi; Ascomycota; Eurotiomycetes; Eurotiales; Aspergillaceae
Product: F-box domain protein
Exons: 1
Coding region: 1-1491 (496 amino acids)
Source: RefSeq, a predicted model, not a curated record
AUGCAGCUCACAAAUUUACCCAACGAGAUUCUAGCAGAGAUCGCCCAUCACACUCUUCCACAGGGCUUUGAAAAUUUCAAAGCUACAUGCAAGCAUACUCAUGAAAUAUGUGCUCCACUUACGAAGCGGCAUAACUAUAUGUGUGAACACGCCUAUUUUUCCAGUAAGGGUCAGUCAGCUUUUACGUUGAUAGAUCGGAUUACUGCUACGCCGAUUUUGGGUCGUUAUAUUGAAUACGCAUACUUGCGGAAAGUUAGUCUACUUCGAGUUGGCCACGACGGGACUAGAUUACCGGAAGACUACACAGAAUCAGAGCAAGUGCUGAUUAAAACACUUUUUGCUAAAUCUUCCUUCUUGAAAGAAGUUGGUCUUGACUGGGAGAAAUACUAUGCCCAGAUUUCAUCGGAAAUGUGCCAUCAUAGACUUGCCGUUCCAGAACGUAGAUCAUAUGGCUAUUCACAACAUGCAUUUAUGUUUUUGUUGACUCUCCUACCAAAUCUCAAAGUGCUGGAACUGCCCACGUUUUGGCACCCGACGACCUCCGAUCAAAAACCCAUCGAGACCAUGGUUGAUAGAGCUAGGCAGAUUCAUCCCCAUCGUCAGCCUAUUCUGUCCAAUCUCUCUGAUAUCAUAUUCGAAGGGCUAUCCGAAUACAUGAGCACCGCGCCAUAUAGCCUUCCAGAUGAUAAAUUGGUUGAUUUAGUAUUGGUAACACCUUUUCUAGCUCUUCCGAAUUUAAGACAUUUCCGGUAUUCCGACUGUAUAGCUUAUGACUAUAGCCAAUCAAUAUCGAAAUAUCUACCUGAUGGCUUUGAAUCCUCUCUUGAGUCGUUGCAUUUGACAAACGCAAAUGUCAGUGCCACGUCUAUUUCACAAAUUCUUAAACACACACCACACCUCAAGAUCAUGCAUUAUAAUCAUCGAUAUCACUCUUCUGAUAGGCCUGAGUUUGGUCUCUGGCCGUUCAUCCAGGCAGUUGAAUCUGAGGUUGGAGCUCAUUUGGAGGAGCUAUCUUUAUCUGUGGUAACUCUCGCUCUCCCUCUUCCCACCCCCAGAUUUGGUGAGUGGAAGCAGCCAGCGAGAUCACUAUGCAAUCUACAUGGCUUCAAGAAACUGCAAAGGCUCGAAUUGCCGCAGCAAAUGCCCAUCUACAAGAGUUACAAUGAGUACGAAUCUCGGAUCAUUGAAGAAUCGAUUCUUAGUGAUAUGGUUCCCCCUUCAGUAUCCCGGCUAUCUGUGCGAGGCAAUCUGAUGUUCGAAGAAGACGAAAAAUUCUACAGAGCGAAAGUUGAUAUCAUAUUCGGUGAUUUUGCGUCCCAAAAAGAUCUCCAUUUCUCUGCUCUUGAGGGGAUAGCCCUUGUAGAAACUGUAAACAAUCCGCGGACAAUUCUCGAUCUGGAGAAAUUAGGGGUGAAGGUGUGGAAAUUUCUUGAUCAUUUGUCCCCGAUAAAUUGGACUGAAGAAGAGCAUUUUCGUGAUGAGAACUGGUAG